Molecule: messenger RNA, 3019 nt
Organism: Schistosoma curassoni
Lineage: Eukaryota; Metazoa; Platyhelminthes; Trematoda; Strigeidida; Schistosomatidae
Source: the annotation of a GenBank genome assembly
UAUAUUGUUGAAUAAUGAAUAUUUCAGUAUAUUGAGAAAAAUUUGAGUCUUUAAAACGACAACUGGCGUUAUAUUACGUUUAUAAAGAUAACAAUCCAUAUUUUAAUAACAGACAUAUUAACUUUAUACGGAUUAUAUUAUUUUUUUUUCAAAACAAAAGGAAACGUUUGAUUUAAAUUAUGCGAAUACGUCAUCCAAGAUUCGACAGUCCAAUUCAAUCACCAUCAACAACUAAUGAAAUGAGGAAACAUUUGUUAAAUUCAUCACAGGGAUCUUCUAUUAAAAUGUCUGAUUCACAACAAUGUAAAUCAAGGCAAAGUUCACCUCGUUUAUCUUCAACCGAUGGUCAUGUGUCAUCUAUUUCCGGUAUGUCAGAAUCAUGUGAUGAUCCAACUAAUACAUAUCUUAAUCCAGAUUUCACUGAUCCACAAUUAAUGACAAAAACUGAUCAGAUUUCAAUCAAAAUAUCAACAACAGUAUAAUCCAAGUCAUUGCAAAUUCAAUUAAAAUUCAUACCCAAUGCACAAAUAAUCAGUUGUCUGGACUCAGUGGCUAAAUGGACAACUCGAUGGAGUUCAAAGCCAACGGUGUCAUUCUGACUUAAAACUCUGGGAUGUAAGUGCAUCCAGCUGAUGAGUCCCAAACGAGAUAAAACACGCAGCCUGAAUUCUACUGCUAACCAUAUUCCAUCUGUUCUAUAUCACUGGGAAUGAAACUACAUAUACCGUGUGAUUCAUCUGGUCCAAGUCCUUUGGCUAUGUUGGCUCGUACUUGUCAAAAUAUUGGUAACAUAAUGGAUUGUGGAAAUUCUUCUAACAGAUUUUUAUCAUCUAAUUCAAAUUCUAUACGUAAACAAUCAACUGUCAGUCCAAUUCCUGUCACAAGUGGUAGAAUUACCACUAAUAAUAAUAAUAAUAAUAAUGGUAAUAAUAAUAGUAAUAUUACGAAAUUAAAUAAACCUAAAGUAAUGAAUUUAAAUGAAGUUAUGUCAUCGUCUUUUAAUAAGCGAAAUACAACUUCAAAAUACUUAUCUUCAAAUGAUACAUCCAGGUUGAACUUCUCUAAUACUUCUGGAAGUGUAGGUACUGAGCUAAAUAAUUCAGUUAUCAAUACUACCGGUAAAACAACUCGUAAUAAUAAUAAUAAUAAUAAUAAUAAUAAUGACCCAGUGGCCAGUUCAUUAGCACUAAAUCAUAAUACAACUAGACAACAAUCACCUAUUUCUAUUCCAUCCACUUUAUUUCCACCUAUUCAUUCAACUAAUAAAACUGAAUCUAAUUUAACAUCAUUUAAUAAUAAUUUUAUUAAAUCAGAUGAUUUAUAUCAAACAUCAAAUGCUCUUGCUCAAUUAGCUCGUUUAUCAUCAAGUUUUUCAUUACCUGAAACACCAAAAUUAAAUUUUACAUGUUUUAAAAAUUCGAAUCAUUUAAUAAACAAUCGAAAUUCAUGGAAUGAUAGUAGAAAUAGUACCGAUCAUACUAAUACUACUACUACUACUACUACUACUAAUAAUAAUAAUAAUAAUAAUAGUAAUAUACAACACGAUCAAAAUUCAUUGAAACGAAUGAAACGACGUACAAAUUCCAAUUCUAAGUAUCCUAAUACAUCUGAUGAGUGUAAUUCACCACCUUUAGCUAAACGAUAUACAAAAGAUAAUAAUUAUUCAUUUAUUAUAAAUUCAAUGAAUAACUAUAUUAAUAAUAAUAAUGAUUCUAAUCAUUCAAAUUAUGAAUUAAACAAUACUCCUAAUAUAAAUAUCUCAUCUAAUAUGACAACGAAUAUUAUGAAUAAUCGUAUACAAUCACCUAAUUAUAAUAAUUUCAUAUUAAAUAAUGAACAAUUAUUUAAAUAUAAAGAAACUAAUAAUCUAAUAACAAACAAGGAUACCCAUGAAAAAUUCUCAUAUCAAUUAGCUCGUAGUUUUUUAGAUUAUUUCUAUGGUAAAUUAGUUAAUUCAAUAAAUUCUGAAUCGAAUAAUAUUCCUUCUACAACAACAAUUAGUACUACUACUACUACUCCUAAUAAUAAUAAUAAUACUAAUACAACUACUACCAAUAUUAUAAACAAUAAUCAUAAUCAUACAUUAUUCAAAGAAGACAAUAAUGAAUCUGUAAAUCCUUUAUGUAUAAAUAAUGAACGACGAACAUUAGAAUGGUUAACCAGUACAAAUUUAAUUCAUCGACAACAUACAAUGGAACAAUUAAAUCCUAUAACUAAUCAUAAUGUAACAACUACAACAAAUACAUUUCCAUGUUUAUUAUGCGGUCAAAUAUUUCAUGGUCAUACAGAAUUAUGUAUGCAUGUAUAUACACAUUUAUUAGCAUUCAAUUUAAAUGAUGCAAAAAAAUCAAAUUCUAUAGAGGAUAAUAUGAGAUUAUUACACUGUGAAACUAAUCAAUUACAAAAUAAUAGAUCAAAUGGUUUAUUAAUUGGAUCUAAAAAUGAUCAUUCAUUUAUGCCAUUCUUAUUUCCACCUUCACCAUCACAAUUAACUCGAUCUAAUUUGUCAAUGACAACAAUCAACACUCCAACUACUGUAUGUUCUGUAAAUUAUAAUAAUAAUGAUAAUAAUAAUAACAAUAAUAAUAGUAAUAAUAAUGUACAAUCUCAUCCAAUAAAUGGUACAGAUCAUCCAUUCAAUCCUUCAGACUUAUUUCAAUCAUAUUUAUCUCAAUGGAUUCGUAGUUUUUCUAGUCCUAAUUCAAAUAAUCAAUUAAAUGAUAUAAUCAGUCAUAAUCAAUCAUCAAAUUUACCAUGGAUACCAACCGAUAAUACAAUAAUGAAUAAAUCAAUAGAUUAUAAAGCAUGGCAAAAUAUUUUAACAACAGCUUAUUUAUAUUCAUUAAAAGAUACUACUACAACAGGAACAAUAAAAGAACAAAUUCCUACAACAAUAACAAAUUCAAAUUUUUUAACAUCUAUUCCUUUACAAAAUUCAUUACAUAAAAAUGAUAAUCCUAAUUAUUACGAUAUAUUUCUUGGUUCAAAGCCAUUUAUAACACCAUUUCCUCAAAGCUAA